GAUCCUCCUCGGGUGAAGGGUGGUGAAGGACAGCGCGCGGCGUGGCGAGGCCAGGCGAGACUAGCCGAGGACCGAAACAGGUGAGGCGAGGCGUGCGCGGGCGCGGGCGCGAUCUCUCGCAGGUAGUUUAAAAAUGGCGACCGACAGGUAGACGUUUCCGCGGCUGCACGCGCUGGCAGGCACGGGAACGCGUUACGCGCGCGAGGGGAGCGUAUUUUCUGGCCACCGGCCACAGUGAUCACAGUAUCUUGUUCCGCGAUACUGGAGACGGCGUUAACGCGCGCGCUCGCUCGCGGAUUAUGUCGUAGAUUACAGUAUUACACCGCGGUAGGCGCGAAGCGCGACGUGAAUGAAUCGCCCCGCCGUCGCCGCCGUGCGUCCGAGUUCGAGUCCGAGUCCGAAUCCUCGGUCCGAUCGCCUCGUCCUCGCCGUCGUCGCUCGUUACAUUCCGCUGCAACGAUCGAAUCGAGAUCGCCGAGGAAAUAAGGGAGAAAAGGAAUUAGGAAAGCGGAUCAUACGCAUCGCAACCACCGCAAUCACCGCAACCACCGCGUGUCGAGGCACACGUUUACAUACAAAAAUAUACCUGUAAAAAUUACAAACAUUAACAAUGGAACACUCCGAGUUAGUGGCAGAGAUGGUACACGUUGAAAGACUGACCACGCAAGAACGGUUACACUUGGCACGUCAUCGUAGACUUCAACAGUUAAAAGUAUGGAGGCAACGUGAGAAGGAAUGGCUGCGACAUCAAACUAGGCAUACGAGUAAUAAACGUCAUAUAUACUUUAGCGAUAGUGUUAUGUUGUUAGAAGCUGCAGCGAGGAAUGACAUUGAUGAAGUAAGAAGACUUUUGAAGAAGGGCGUGAAUCCUGAUUCAACGAACGAAGACGGUUUGACAGCACUACAUCAGUGUUGCAUAGAUGAUAAUGAGGAAAUGAUGAAACUACUCAUUGAAUUUGGUGCUAACGUGAAUGCGGAAGAUAGUGAGAAAUGGACACCGUUACACGCUGCUGCUACGUGCGGUCACUUGCAUUUAGUCAAAUACCUCAUUGCCAGAGGUGCGAAUUUAUUAGCUGUUAAUGCAGAUGGCAACAUGCCAUACGACAUUUGUGAAGAUGAGAAAACGUUGGAUUGUAUCGAAGGGGAGAUGGCAAGGCGAGGAGUCACUCAAGAAUUAAUAGAUGAAACGAGAGCUUCAACCGAGGUUCAAAUGUUACGCGAUUUACAAAAGAUUGCUUCUUUAGGAGGCGAUCUUGAAUACAAAGAUCAUCAAGGUGCCACGCCUCUUCAUAUAGCAGCGGCGAAUGGGUAUUUAAGAGUUGUAGAAUUUCUUCUUGAUCAGCAUGUAUCAACAGAUGUGGAGGACAACGACAAAUGGCAGCCAGUUCAUGCAGCUGCGUGUUGGGGACAUUUGGAAGUACUUGAAUUAUUGGUGCAAAACGGAGCAGAUUUAAAUGCAAAGAAUAAGCACGACGAAACUCCCGCGGAUAUAUGUGAAGAUCCGGAAAUUAGAGAGAGGAUAGUAGAAUUGAAAACAGAACAAGAGAGUAAACGACUUCGUGAAGCGCAAGGACGUAGGGUACGCAGAUCGCAAAGUAUUAACACACGAACACAAAGCGUACGUCGGACAUCUAUUCGAGACAAAGUCCUUACUACGAAAAAAGAUGCCCAGGAAGAAGCUCGUUUGAGGUUACAAGCGCAACAGACAUAUGUUAGUACUCCUACAACUAAUAUACCACCGUUGGAGAACAGUACGCAGGAAGUAGGGGACCAUGAGACUGAUUCCAGCGCGCUAACUUCAUCGGUGCGAAAAGGUCCCGAAGGAAAAGACAACGAGUCUUUUCUUCACGAAGAUGUUGAUAAAGAUUCAGUUUUCUACGUCACUUUUCUAUUUCUUUAAUUAUUAUGAUCUAUACGAUGCAUUUAAUUAUGUUAUCUUUUCCGUAUCAUACAUAUCACACUACGUUAAAAGUUAUUUGCUCACGGUGUACGUAAAACGUAUAUCUAUGUGUGCUGCGCAUACACGAUACAUUUUUUUCUCUGGAAGUUGUUCUCAACUGUUAAACGCACACAUACAUGUACACAUUUUGCUUUACAUUCAUAUCGAAUCUCUUUGGUAAGGCCUGAGUAUGUACUGGCUUCCUUAGCGUAUCUUUGUGGACCGUUUUAGCAAAGCUUAGCGGCCACUGAACGCAAGAUAGAAUAAUAAUCAAACGGAUUGUGGUAUUUAUUAUAGGUAUGUCGAAUUGUUUCUGUAAUUUCUUACAUAAAUUGGAGCCUAAUCGAUUUAGAGAACCGUAUAUAUUAUGCUAGUAGGACGCACAAUAAGUAGUAGAAUCGACAGAUACUUAUAUUAUUCUACAUUCUUUAUACAUAUUGUACCAUGCGCAGGUUUCUUCUAGAAUGAAAAUAUACGGGACGAUUCUUGAUUAUGAGCUCUUAUGAUCAUAAAAGCCAUAUCGAGAGAUACACAAAACAUGAAAAAGAUAUUAAUAUAUAAUUAAGAAUUGCCCUAUAUAUUUAGAUGACUUUUUGGUAAAUAUUUUGUCGAAUAAUACGCCCGUAAUGUAAUGGGCGGAUUUUGAGCCUAAAGCAUGAUCUAAGAUUGAUCGCAGCUCUACGAAUUUUAUGUAUACCUGUCGUCAAGUUUUACACAAUUCGUAUUAAAGAUUGAUAACGAAUUCUCUACUAAUCGGUAAAUACUUCGCAUCUAUUGUAUUAUGUGACGGAGUAAGUAAUGAGGGAUCACAACACACUUCUCUUAUUAUUGAAGUAGUCAAUUCGAAAAGUAUAUAAAAAGAAAAACAUAUCAGAUAUAGCAAAGACGAGUCAUUGAUGGACAUAUUACCAACGGAUCUUUAUGUUUACGUUUUUCUAGACGAUAACAGUCGAUAACAAUGCUUACUAGAUGAAACAUAAAAUUAUCAUAUCGUAUUUCAUUCACUAGUAUAUUACAAUCGAUAACAAGUAUAGUUAGAUCAGUCAUUCGUAGAUCGAAAUGUUGAAAAGAAGUUUCAUUGUAGUAAAAUGCGAAGACGUACAGAUAUAUCAUAGUCGUUAAACACUGCUCUUAUUCUUUGUAACAGCCGUGUUUGUCAUAUUCUUCCUCUUUCUCUGUCUCUAUCUCUUUCUCUUUCGUAUUCAUUGAUUUUGCUUGCGUAAGACGCAACCGUUGAAUCAUAGUAACAAUAUUGUAUACGUACACACAGAUGUGCAUAUGAUGGUCCUUCUUGGUGCAAUGUUUCCGAAACGCUUGUUGCUGAAAGCAUGUUAGGCUUGGCGCAUGAAACUCAUAGUUGACAGUGAGUUGACACCCUUGGUUUUUCCUCCUCCCCUUUUUUUUUUAAUUGUAAUCAGUGCGCAUAGGGAUAGAAAGUGGGGUUGAGGUGGAGGGGCGAAAAAGUGGCGAUCGCGUCGAUCGAAAAGUCGGCACGCUUGACGAGGAAGUAGCACAUUGGAUUUACGUGUUUGCCUGACAGCAGUGACAGGAUCUGACCCACUGGUCGGCAGCCAACAGCAGUCGCCGAUUUACUCUACGGACGCCGACACCAACGGCAAGAU
Messenger RNA from Acromyrmex echinatior (Panamanian leafcutter ant), 3561 nucleotides. It is a transcript of the gene MYPT-75D, whose product is annotated as Myosin phosphatase targeting subunit 75D. Lineage: Eukaryota; Metazoa; Arthropoda; Insecta; Hymenoptera; Formicidae. Gene Ontology annotation, molecular function: protein binding; myosin phosphatase regulator activity; enzyme inhibitor activity. The record is from RefSeq and is a predicted model, not a curated record. Gene Ontology annotation, cellular component: cytoplasm.